Molecule: messenger RNA, 351 nt
Organism: Lachnellula hyalina
Lineage: Eukaryota; Fungi; Ascomycota; Leotiomycetes; Helotiales; Lachnaceae
Product: putative transporter
Exons: 3
Coding region: 1-351 (116 amino acids)
Cellular component (GO): membrane
Molecular function (GO): transmembrane transporter activity
Source: RefSeq, a predicted model, not a curated record
AUGACAAGAACUAAAGUAAUACCGCCAACGGCUGGCGAUUUCGAUGCACUUGAGGCGAUGGAGCCUACUGAAUAUGCAGCGAAAGAGAAAAAACUUGUUCGAAAAAUAGACCUCAGGCUCAUGCCUUGUCUCAUUUUCAUGAUUGUUCUGAACUAUCUCGAUCGGAACGCACUAGCAAAUGCCCGAGUUCAGGGAAUCGAAAAAUCUCUCGGUCUUCAUGGCGACCAAUUUAAUACGUGCAUCUCGGUUCUCUUUGCUGGAUAUAUCGCGCUUCAGAUACCCUCCAACGCCAUAUUAGUUCGGACGCGGCCAAGUAUUUACUUGGUAAGAGGAUAUCUGCCGUAUUAUUGA